AUGGCAUCGAAUCCACUUCAGCGGGUGUCGCUGCAUGUGGUAGCCGAAAUCCUGACUCACCUGGACUCUUUCGAACAGCUCGGGCUCGCAAUCCUGAGUCAUCGUGUAUUCCAUAAUGCUCUUCACGAUAACCUUCACUACGUAGCCCGCAGCAUUAUCACAAAUCAGAUUUCUCACGUCACUCUCCCAUUCGCCCUUGUACUGCUCAAGUCAGCAAGGCUCAGUGGCGAUAACCACGAUGGCAUCCGAAAUUUGCUGGAUCAUCUCAUCACAGACAUAUCCGAGCCCUGCCAUGCCGCAGCAGCUCUCAUCAACCUUUCCCUAGACGAGUACGCAAUCCUCAGCAAGAACCAUGCGGCCGUCGAGUCUCUCCGCGAUGAUUUUUCCAGAGAGGCGAUUCCUGCGUUUGUCGAAAGAUUCGAGCUGGAGCAUGCCGAGCAUCUUAACCCGCAGGAAACGUUCCGUCUGGACAGGGCCUUCUAUCGUUACCAAAUCAUGUGUAACCUAUACUGCGGGAGGAAGGGUUUUGAAAGGAACCUCUCCCCCAUCGACCGUGAAUAUCCUUUCUUCUCAGAAUUCUCGCCAUGGGUCAACGAGCAACUCAUCUGCGUGUACUAUUAUCUUGAGAACAAGGUCGUUACUGCAUACGAUGAGAUUGCUGCACAUGACGUCGUGUGGGGCGGAGUUCCUGUGAAAUGGCGACGUGACCCUGAGGAGUUGGGCCUAGUCCAGAGCUAUUUAUAG
Messenger RNA from Colletotrichum aenigma, 744 nucleotides. RefSeq lists its product as uncharacterized. The transcript is spliced from 3 exons. Lineage: Eukaryota; Fungi; Ascomycota; Sordariomycetes; Glomerellales; Glomerellaceae. Bases 1 to 744 code for a protein of 247 amino acids. The record is from RefSeq and is a predicted model, not a curated record.